Candida dubliniensis CD36 is the source of this 2268-nucleotide messenger RNA. RefSeq names its product ATP-binding cassette multidrug transporter (gene CDR1). The coding region runs from base 1 to 2268 and encodes 755 amino acids. NCBI's taxonomy places the organism in Eukaryota, Fungi, Ascomycota, Pichiomycetes, Serinales, Debaryomycetaceae. Gene Ontology annotation, biological process: transmembrane transport. Gene Ontology annotation, cellular component: membrane. Gene Ontology annotation, molecular function: ABC-type transporter activity; ATP binding; ATP hydrolysis activity. The transcript has a single exon. The record is from RefSeq and is a predicted model, not a curated record.
AUGUUAGAUUCUAAGAUGUCGUCGCAAGAUGAAUCUAAACUAGAAAGGGCAACAAGUCAAGACUCUUCUUCUGAAAACCAUUCCAUUAAUGAAUACCACGGGUUUGAUGCCCACACAAGUGAAAACAUUCAGAAUUUGGCCAGAACUUUUACUCAUGAUUCUUUUAAAGAUGAUUCGUCGGCCGGUUUAUUAAAAUACUUAACUCAUAUGUCAGAAGUGCCUGGUGUCAAUCCAUAUGAACAAGAAGAAAUAAAUAAUGAACAAUUGGAUCCAGAUUCAGAAAAUUUUAAUGCCAAAUUUUGGGUCAAAAAUUUAAGGAAAUUGUUUGAAUCCGACCCCGAAUAUUAUAAACCUUCCAAAUUGGGAAUUGGGUACAAAAAUUUAAGAGCAUAUGGUGUUGCUAAUGAUUCAGAUUAUCAACCUACUGUCACUAAUGCUCUUUGGAAAUUAGCCACAGAAGGUCUUAGACAUUUUCAAAAAGAUGACGAGUCUCGGUAUUUUGAUAUUUUGAAAUCAAUGGAUGCUAUCAUGAGACCUGGAGAACUUACUGUUGUUUUGGGUAGACCUGGUGCUGGUUGUUCGACAUUGUUAAAGACCAUUGCUGUAAACACAUAUGGUUUCCACAUUGGUAAAGAGUCCCAAAUUACUUAUGAUGGGUUAUCUCCAAAAGACAUUGAACACCACUAUCGUGGUGAUGUUAUUUAUUCUGCUGAAACCGAUGUUCAUUUCCCACAUUUGAGUGUUGGUGAUACUUUGGAAUUUGCUGCUAGAUUGAGAACUCCACAAAACAGAGGUGAAGGUAUUGAUAGAGAGACUUAUGCCAAACAUAUGGCCAGUGUUUAUAUGGCCACCUAUGGGUUAUCCCACACAAGAAACACUAAUGUUGGUAAUGAUUUUGUCCGUGGUGUUUCUGGUGGUGAGAGAAAAAGAGUAUCAAUUGCUGAAGCUUCGUUAAGUGGUGCUAAUAUCCAAUGUUGGGAUAAUGCCACUAGAGGGUUAGAUUCUGCUACUGCUUUGGAAUUCAUUAGAGCUUUGAAAACAUCAGCAGUUAUUUUAGACACAACUCCAUUGAUUGCUAUUUAUCAAUGUUCUCAAGAUGCUUAUGAUUUGUUUGAUAAAGUUGUUGUUUUAUAUGAAGGUUAUCAAAUUUUCUUUGGUAAAGCCACCAAAGCCAAAGAAUAUUUUGAAAAAAUGGGUUGGAAAUGUCCUCAAAGACAAACCACUGCUGAUUUUUUGACUUCAUUAACUAAUCCAGCUGAAAGAGAACCAUUACCAGGUUAUGAAGAUAAAGUUCCAAGAACUCCUCAAGAAUUUGAAGCUUAUUGGAAGAAUUCUCCAGAAUAUGCUGAAUUAAUCCAGGAAAUUGAUGAAUAUUUUGUUGAAUGUGAGAAAUCAAACACCAGAGAAACUUAUCGUGAAUCUCACGUUGCCAAACAAUCUAAUAAUACCAGACCAGCAUCUCCAUAUACUGUUUCAUUCUUUAUGCAAGUGAGAUAUGGUGUUGCUAGGAAUUUUCUUCGAAUGAAAGGUGAUCCAUCUAUUCCGAUAUUUUCAGUUUUCGGUCAACUUGUAAUGGGUCUUAUUUUGUCAUCAGUUUUCUAUAAUCUUAAUCAAACAACUGGAUCAUUUUAUUAUAGAGGUGCUUCCAUGUUCUUUGCUGUUUUGUUUAAUGCGUUUUCAUCACUUUUGGAAAUUAUGUCACUUUUCGAGGCCAGACCAAUUGUCGAGAAACAUAAAAAAUAUGCUCUUUAUCGCCCUUCUGCUGAUGCAUUGGCCAGUAUUAUAAGUGAAUUACCCGUCAAAUUAGCAAUGUCAAUGUCAUUUAACUUUGUGUUUUAUUUCAUGGUUAAUUUCAGGAGAAACCCAGGAAGAUUCUUUUUCUAUUGGUUAAUGUGUGUUUGGUGUACAUUUGUUAUGUCCCAUUUGUUUAGAUCCAUUGGUGCUGUUUCAACAUCUAUUGCUGGUGCUAUGACCCCUGCUACUGUGUUGUUAUUGGCUAUGGUUAUUUACACUGGGUUCGUUAUCCCAACUCCAAGUAUGUUGGGUUGGUCAAGAUGGAUUAAUUACAUCAAUCCUGUUGGUUAUGUGUUUGAAGCGCUCAUGGUUAAUGAGUUCCAUGGUCGUGAAUUCCAAUGUGCUCAAUAUGUUCCAAGUGGCCCAGGUUUUGAAAAUGUAUCACGUUCGAAUCAAGUGUGUACUGCAGUUGGGUCUAUUCCAGGUAAUGAAAUGGUUAGUGGUACCAAUUAUUUGGCUGGUGCUUACCAAUAG